This is a messenger RNA of Gaeumannomyces tritici R3-111a-1, 1758 nucleotides long. RefSeq names its product DNA repair protein Ntg1. The transcript is spliced from 3 exons. Gene Ontology annotation, molecular function: oxidized pyrimidine nucleobase lesion DNA N-glycosylase activity; DNA binding; DNA-(apurinic or apyrimidinic site) endonuclease activity. The record is from RefSeq and is a predicted model, not a curated record. NCBI's taxonomy places the organism in Eukaryota, Fungi, Ascomycota, Sordariomycetes, Magnaporthales, Magnaporthaceae. Gene Ontology annotation, cellular component: nucleus. The coding region runs from base 1 to 1758 and encodes 585 amino acids. Gene Ontology annotation, biological process: base-excision repair, AP site formation; base-excision repair; nucleotide-excision repair.
AUGCGGAGAGGAAGGAAGGGAAACUCGCCCAGCAACUCCACACCGCCGCAGCCGAGCCUCGCACGGCCAGCCAGGGCGAUGACCACCCGCCGCGUCUCCCAGGAGACCUCCAAGUACUUUGCCGCCGCCGUCGCCUCGCCCCGAAGGUCCGCACGCGUCUCCCUCUCGCGCUUCGCGCACCGCGAGCGCGCCCUGGCAACUGCAACAAAAGACGUCGACAGCGAAGGCGACAAGGACGACAGUGACUCCGGCUCCUCCGGCUCCUCCGGCUUCUCCCCCGCCGGAUCGGACAUCGAAGAUGCCGUCCCCCCCGGGCGUCCGGUUCGCCCUCGUCGGGCCCCAGCCCGCGGGAAGGUGAGCGCCUCGUCGAUAGUCGCGGAGGCGACACGGAAGCGGAAGCGGACCGCCACGGUGGUGGCCACAACAGCCGUCAUAAAAAGCGAGACCUCAACUACCGAAACGACAGUCGAGGCCGGCUCCGAAGCCGACCAGAAACCAGCGUCCAAGCCCCGGCGCGACCGCAAGCCGGCGCGGGCGCGGACGGACCCCACGACCGGGGUGGUCAAGGUGGAGCCGCCGUCGGACUGGGAGGAGAUGUACGCGCUUGUCAAGGAGAUGCGCCUGACGGGGCCGGCGAAGGACGCGGCCGUCGACACGAUGGGCUGCGAGCGGCUGGCGUCGCCCGACGCGUCGCCCAAGGACCGACGCUUCCACACGCUGAUCGCGCUCAUGCUCAGCUCGCAGACCAAGGACACGGUCAACGCCGUGGCCAUGGCCCGCCUCAAGUCGGAGCUGCCGCCCUGCCGCGACGGCGCCCCCGCGGGCCUGAACCUGGACAACGUCCUGGCCGUCGAGCCGGCCGUGUUGAACAGUCUCAUCUACGGGGUCGGGUUUCACAACAACAAGACCAAAUACAUCAAACAAGCAGCCGAGAUACUCCGCGACCGGUGGGCGGGCGACAUACCCGACACGAUCGAGGGCCUCAUGUCCCUCCCCGGCGUGGGGCCCAAGAUGGCGCACCUCUGCAUGUCGGCGCCCAACGGCUGGGACCGGGUCGAGGGCGUCGGGGUCGACGUGCACGUGCACCGCAUCACGAACCUGUGGGGGUGGAACGCCUCCUCGGGGUCCCCGACCAAGAACCCCGAGGCCACGCGCGCCGCGCUCGAGUCGUGGCUGCCCCGCGACCGCUGGCGCGAGAUCAACUGGCUGCUCGUCGGGUUCGGCCAGACGGUCUGCCUGCCUGUCGGCCGCAAGUGCGGCGGCUGCGAGGUCGGCCUCGCCGGCCUGUGCCGUGCCGCCGACCGGAAGAAGGUGGCCGAGGGCAGGAGGAUGAGGGAGGAGGGAGGGGUCCUUCUUAGGAAGAAGGAUGAGGUUGCGAAAGUCAAGAUGGGCGGCCUCGACGACUGCGGCGGCGGCGGCGGCGGCGGCGGCGUGGCUGCAGCAACUCUGAAGAAUGAAGAGGAGAUCACGGCGGUCAAGAAGGAGGAGACGGUGGAGACGGCCGUAAAGCAGGAGGCUGCGGAUGAGCUGGUGCCGAUCAAGGAAGAAGCGCCCGAGUCACCAGACGCGCGCCCGGCAAAGACGCGGAGGCGGGUCAGGGGUAGACCCCAUCAUCCCACCCUGUUGUGCAGCAGCAUCACCGCGGGAAAAAAGGAGCCGUUGGAAAUGACAAUGCCCACGUGUAGAAAAAUGGCGGGCGGCCAGGGUGACUGCGCCAGUGAUGCCUACCGCCCACGCAACGCUAAGGAAGAAACCUGA